UUUGAUCACUUUAAUCUACUUGCUCUGCUCUUACUAUUUCUAUUCAUACCCUAUGAUUUUUUUAUGACUGAUUCUUUGAUUUAUCCGAUUAGGCAUCAGUUCUUUAGCUUAAAGCUUUAUUGCAACCAAACCAUCAAUGAUCCUAUAUUCUUACACAAGGGUGCAUUAUUUCUACCAGCCAAUCAUAAAAAUUCUCCAAACCAGUAAAACAGAAAAAAAUAUAUGUGUUCUUUUCAACAUCUCCUGUUCUCAGGCAUAUUCGAGAGGGUCCCACAUCCUGUAAACUUUUCUCCUCCACACUUCUCUUUCCAUAUCAAUUAACUGUCACCUAUUUCUUUUCGUUUUCCUAUUCCUGAGCACGUUUCCAGCUCUCUUCUUUUCAGAUAUCCAAAUCUACUUCAUUGACCUACUCUGUUUCUGUUCGCAUUCUCCCCAUUCCUUCUUCCACCUUAAUCCUCUGUCGCUUUUUUCAUCUCUGGUGUCUUUAUGUCUGCGCAUAAGUUACUACUGGAUCUCAACAGCAGUGAUGGUAUGAAGACCGUUCUGAAGUUGCGGCUGGUACAUAUUUGGGGUUCAUAUGCCCCAAAUAAUCCCUUAGUUAUCUGUGACUAUUGCACUCUUUGGGUCGAUGAACAAGGAGUUUUAGUUCAGGGCAUCGCUCCAGCAGAAUUGGUUUGUCAUUUUGCUCUAAUCCUCAAAGUGAACUGUGUCUAUUUAGUUGGUAACUUCCACGUCCAAACACACAGUUCAGUGCACAGUGCGUGCUCGCACAAACUCAACAUGGUUCUUUCUGAGAAUACGUCAUUUCACGAUGUUACCAUCCUAUCACCCAACUUUUGUACCAAUUCAUUUGAGUUUGUUCGGUUCAAUACCUUACGCUCUCUUACUCAUUCAUCAAGCCAUCUCGCAGACGUUGUUGGUGUUGUUGUCGCUGUAACUGGACUAUCAUGUUCUAUUAUGCCUUAUGGUCUCAUCCCAAAACGAAAGCUGGUUAUUAAGGAUGAAAGUAAUGUGCUGUUGCAUAUUACCCUGUGGGGUGAAGUUGCGCGAUCUUUGGAUGAUGAAGAGCUAGCGUACCUUGGUCGAUCUGAUAAAGUUAUACUGGGGGUCUGCAGUUUGCAAGUUACCAGCACUACCAAAGAAGGAUUCUCUUGUCUAGCACAUCAGUCAUUUGUUUGAGGAAACAAGUACGAUCCAGUACUAUCCUCCACAUUUCUCUAGCCCCGACGAAGCAUCAGCAUUUGAGGCUGAUUGCAGAAAGACAUUUGCACAGUUAGUCCAGCUUUGCACCCCUUCAGUUCUUGAUGUAUGUUGUUUAAGUCAUGUAAUUCAGGUCAUUGCAUGUUAUACACAAAUUAUCAUGAUUGUUGUUAUGUAAAGAGAAAAAAGGAUCAUAAGAUUUACAUUAAUUUACAUUCUAUCUCUUACAAUCUUGUAUGACAAUUCGUUUACCAACUCAUAAAUCGUUGCUUGCUUUGUGGUCAGUGUACAAGUUACCGUUGCAUAGCUCAAGUCUUAUCGGUUCAUUCUUCAUGACGAUGGCAUUACCUGGGAUGUGCAUUCUGUGCUAAAACAGCAAAGGACUAUGAUGGUAAUAAUUAUUGGUGUGAUGAACAUCGAUAUUUGACGCCUCAGCAAACACAAAAUUGGUCAGCUUACAUUUCAGGCUCAUGACUUACUCUACAAUUUCAACACUAAAUUCACACCUAUUUUUAUUUCAAAUUGUAGCUAUAGUCUCCGAAUUGCUAUAGGAGAUAUAACUAGUUCAGCAUGCUUCGUUCUGUUGGGCAAAACCGCAGAAUAUCUUUUAGGGCCAACCGUUCCCGAAUUAUCUGCACAAUUUCCCAACAAACAUGACCUGCCUCCACAGAUUAUCGGGCUCAAGGGAUGCUCGUUUGCCUUUGAUGUUCAGCUUCUGAAACCUGGGUAUUUACAACACGGCUCUUUGGAAUUCACGAUUCUUUCUGUUGUGGAAGAAAAUUCACCUUCUCUGUAACAUCCACGCCAAUCAUAUUGUCACCUUUCUAUGCCUUAUUUCAUAGACUUUAUUUUCUGAUACCUAAUAGACUUGCCUAAAGUUGUGCACUGAAGUCGCUUAUAAUAGUACUUUUGUGAGUCAUGUGUUAUCUACCAACACCUCCUUUUAGCAUUUUAGACUAUAUGUGGAUAGGACUUUCCGAAGUGUAGCCUUUUGGCACGAUCUUUUUAUAUUAUGCACCCAUUCUUGGUCAUCCAGUGUCCUUUUUGUUCCUUUUUACCAUUUUCUAUUUGUUUCACCAACUAAUUUGCAUAAUAUGUCCUUAUUUUGUAUCAUUGUUACGCGAAGCAACGCGAGCGGGUCUGUCUAGUUGUUCAUCAUAUCACAAGUGAUGAUCAAUACCGUUUUGACACGAAUCGCAUGCUCGGAAUGAUAAUUAUGAAACAAGUGUAUUAAAUGCAUACAAAAAAAAUAAGUGCACCGAAACAAUACCAUAUACAUAUACUUUAAAUGGCAUGGGCUAACAUGAUACACAGUCCAAUACCUUUAUGGGAAAAAUCCCCUUUGGCCCAUUUGGAUUUGGUGAGUGAAUAAUUGUACAAAGUGGCGUGUGAAUGAAUCAGUUUCUCCCAGAAGUUCCACUAUGUGUCUUUUUGGGCAGAAUGAGAUGUUUAGUUGGUUGGUUGGCCCUUCCGUAUCUCCAAGUUCCACAAUAUCGUUAGCUCUGCCACUGCCAGCACGGCAGGCCAGAGCAUAUAGCGUACUACUAAAACAUUCGCGUAAUGUAAUUAAAAUGCCGACUAAUUAGCUUAGCUGCCGCGCAUGCAAUGCAAAGCACAUACCAAAGAAGGCAAAAAGGCAUGUGCAUGUUAGAUUGUCGCGAGCUUUUGCAGCCACCAGUUGAGGGAAAGGGAAGUAGGGCUCAAGUUCGGGUUAUGCCCCUGUCUUGUGGUACGACUGCAUCUGCCUGAUUAUCGGGCCAGAAAAUUAACGGCAUCUCUAAGUGGCAAUUGUCUCUCUCUCUCUCUCUCUCUCUCUCUCUCUCUCUCUCUCUCUCCAUAGAGAUCCAGAUAUUGCCCGAGAAGCCUAAUGCACGAUGAUGAAGGUCGAUCAAGCCCAACCAUGUUUUCUUAGCCAACAGAGAGGUGAUUUGAUAUAGACAUAUCAGCGGCCAAGACCCUGAAUCAAGGUGGCCGAAAACAACUAGAGCGAUUUGAACCCUCAUAGUCUGAUGUUAAUUAGAGUUCGGAUGUUGAGUGGAGUGAUGUCUCAAACCAAAGUCAAUUCAUUGGUUUGAAAUUUGUACAGGUUCGAAUAUUGUGUGCUUAACAAAUGUGUGGAUCGUUGAGAUUUGAACACAAGACCUAUCGGUCAUCGAAGACACUGGUAUCAUGUCGUAAUCAUCCAGUUUCAAUAACUCGAGUUGCUGGGAACAAUUCAUUCAUAAAAUCUUAUUAUGUCAUUUUUUUUUAUAAUGGUCUUAUCCAUUUACGAACACCAAACUCAUCGAACACAAGACCCGAUAGCAAACCAUAAAUUUAAAGGAAGUUACUUGAGAGUUCCCAAGCAUAAUACUUGACUCAUUCGAGUGGAAUGAAAGUUAGGUUAGCAUGCUAAUGCUCUACUACGUAAACGUCAAGUAGAACAAGCGAGAGUAAGUGCAAUGGUACACUAAUAUACCUACCGCGGCAGAAAGAGCUGCAACUCAAAACUUCGAAACUUAGUGCCAUCGCAUCCCAUCAUCCCCAGCAAAUUUUGCAAGAGCAAACAACUUGGUGCCAGCUGAAUUGUUGGUGAACAGAGUAUAAUGGUUUCCACCUACUGCUCUAGUGCUUUCAGUAGACAAUAUGAUAUUCACUGGCAGAGCAUGUAGUCAAUCUAGUGCGAUCUCACGAAAGUGAAGGUUCAAACUCGUGCGUCUUAAUUUUUGGGUUUUGGUACCGUGUUCUACGACAAGUGCAUUCUACGAUUGCUGCAUUUGCGGUUCGUGAGACCUAGUAGGACAAAAACACAGAGGUCACAUGGCGACAUGAAUCAAAUCGAUGCAACUGUCUUCACUAACCCAAGCGAGUCCAAGACGCAAUGCUUUCAUCCACGCCAACUAUGAUCCAUCAGACAACAAUCCCCAGAUUUCACCGCCUUUUUUGCCGCACGUUUCGCAAUGAUGUUUGGAAUAUUCCCUUCUCGGUCUCCAGCUUAAUAAUAGUCCCUCUCGCUUUCACAGUGUGUACCUUAAACGCAGCAUCGCUAAAAGUAAGCAACUAGAGCGUUAGUGCUGCUACCUCGUGAGCACGUUUCUGGGGAGAGGUUUCCUAGUCACAGACAAGACAGAUCACCUCCCAAAUGUCUCUUUUACUCCAUACAUGCUGGGACCGCACUGCAGCGUGGAUAGGGAUGGCAAAUUACCCACUCAUGGGUAAUUAUACCCAAACCCAAGUAGACCCAUUGAUAAUGGGUUGGGUAUGGGUGAAGUGCAUAUGGAUUUGGGGGUUUAUAGAUGGGUUUGGGUUUGGGUUUGGGGCUUCCAUAAUCUAAAUGGGUAUGGGUUGGAUAUGGAUAUCCAUUUACUUGAGGGUGUUUUAACUACACAAGCAAAAAUUGGACCUAUUUGCAAAACUUGAAAAGUUUAGGUACCAAAAUGUAAGACAAAAAAAUUUAGAUACCAAA
Messenger RNA from Linum trigynum, 4645 nucleotides. NCBI's taxonomy places the organism in Eukaryota, Viridiplantae, Streptophyta, Magnoliopsida, Malpighiales, Linaceae. The record is from the annotation of a GenBank genome assembly.